AUGACUUCUGCAGUCCCAGUGGCUCAUCCUAAGCAUCAUGGACCUCCGAAGCCUCAGAAUUCACCGAAGCCUCAGAAUUCACCGAAUCCUCAGAAUUCUCCUAAGCCUCCUCAUAAUAAUCCAAAUUCAGAUCCACCAUGCACUUAUAAUGAUUGUUUUAACGAUCAUCAUAAUACCAAUCAUUAA
Molecule: messenger RNA, 186 nt
Organism: Cetraspora pellucida
Lineage: Eukaryota; Fungi; Glomeromycota; Glomeromycetes; Diversisporales; Gigasporaceae
Source: the annotation of a GenBank genome assembly